This is a messenger RNA of Condylostylus longicornis, 501 nucleotides long. Its product is annotated as general odorant-binding protein 28a-like. Gene Ontology annotation, molecular function: odorant binding. The coding region runs from base 86 to 415 and encodes 109 amino acids. Lineage: Eukaryota; Metazoa; Arthropoda; Insecta; Diptera; Dolichopodidae. The record is from RefSeq and is a predicted model, not a curated record. The transcript is spliced from 4 exons. Gene Ontology annotation, biological process: sensory perception of smell.
CACUGCUCUAAUAUUUAUAUUUGGAUUUAUUAUAAUUGCGAAGGCUAAACAUACAAGAGAACAUAUAGAAUUAUUUAAACAAAAAAUGGAAGAAUGUAGAACUGAACAAAAUGUUUCAGAUGAUGUUAUUGGUAAAUUUGUCACCAAGCAAAUAAAUCCGGAAGUUAAAUGUUUUGCAGCAUGUGUUAUGGGAAAAGUUGGAUUGAUGAAAGAAGACAACACACUUAAUAAAAUAGUAGCUUUAGAAGGUGCUAAAGAUUUUUUUGGUAAUGAUCCAGAAUUAAUUAAAAAAUUAGAAACAGUUAUUAAAUCAUGUUCUGGAGAAACAGAUGCUGAUAAGUGUGAAGCAUUUCAUAAAAUAUUCACUUGUCUUGAAAAUAAACGUAUAGAAGAAGGAAUUGAAAUGAUAUUUUAAAUUGAGUGUACGUACUCGUAUAACAAACAUAAAAAAAGUGUUAUAUGACACAAAUUUUUUGUUAUAUAAAAAAAAAUUAAAAUAAA